AUGGUCGCAGCACGCAGGCAGCGACAAGCGCAGAAGUUGCAGGAGCAGCAGAUCUCCAAGGCGCUCACCGACUCCAAGCCAGCUAGCAAUCAUGUUUCCUUCGAUGACGACGAGGACGAUGACGCCGACGCCGUUCGCAGCGCUCCAUCUACUUCAGAUCCUAAACUUGGCGAGCAGACAAACGCAGGUCCCGAUGAUGACAGCGAGGAUGACGACGCUCCCAUCGAAGUCGUGAGCAAUAAGACAUCACGCAAGCAGGCUUCGCAAGACUCGGCUAGGCUCCGAGCACAAGAGAAGGCCGAAAAGGCGAAGCGUCGAGCAGCAGGGAGGAAGAAGGUCGAGAAGCAGAAUCAGAAAGAAGCAGCUCAGGACACCUCGGAGGGGCUGACGGGGGCGAAGGAUGAGGAAGACCUUGCUCAAAGCAGCAGCGAAGCAAGAGAUGCGGAUAGCGACGCCGAAGCUGGCCCGUCCAAUCGACUUGACCCUUCGCUCUUUGCCGAGGUCUUCUCCAGACCCGUUUCGACACCGCGAUCCAUCUUGAAGAAGCGCUCGGCCGAUCAAGAAGCUGAUGAGGUAGCCAGGCUCCAAAAGGAGCGCAGACUGAAGCGCAAGAAGCAGAGGGCAGGCGGUGUGGUCCAGGGUCGGGAUGGAAUGCCAAUGAAGAUGACCUCCGAAGGAACCAUCCUCCGUGCACUCAACACCUCGAGCAACCACAAGACGAGCUUUGAUGAGCCACAAGACACGCAGAUCGAGGAGCCACUUGACGAGAUGAAGAAAGCCACACCACUCGAUCCGUCUAUUUCGUUGCCGAACGCCAAGGCGAGAGCAUUCAAGAAGCGAACCUUGUCCAAGAAGGGAGCCUCGAAAGGAUCUGCUUCCACCAAAGGCUCCAACGCCAAGCCUCAAAAGAACGAGGACGACCCUCUGGGACUCAACGACCCCGCUUUCAUGCCUGGGGGCGAAUUCUACCACCUGAUGAACAAGAGCGCAAAAUCCAAAAGCGAAAAGUCGGGUCGUCAGCAAGAGGCAGCUUCGGCACGUCUUGCCUUCCGCGGCGGAGGCGUGCGCAAAGAUGCUGUCUCUGUGCUGCGCGCACGAAGCCGCGGCGCACCUUCAGUGGGCUUCGCUCGAAGUCAGCAAGAUUCAGACGAUGAUUAUUGA
Messenger RNA from Pseudozyma hubeiensis SY62, 1161 nucleotides. RefSeq lists its product as hypothetical. The transcript has a single exon. The record is from RefSeq and is a predicted model, not a curated record. The coding region runs from base 1 to 1161 and encodes 386 amino acids. Lineage: Eukaryota; Fungi; Basidiomycota; Ustilaginomycetes; Ustilaginales; Ustilaginaceae.